UUCUUAUCCACUUAUUCUCACUUCUUUCCAGAUGAAGUUCGUUCUGUCAGUACUGGCUGUUCUGGCCCUGGCCGGCUCCCUGAACGCCCGCGCUGUGCACGUCACAGUUCCAAGCACAGGCUCAGGUGCACUCGCCAAGGAAUUGCAGGACUUCAUGGACCUAAUACCAGUGGAUCGCUUGAUGGCGGUUCUCAGAGCCUACGCAGCCCAAGACAAGGAAUUCCAAACCGUCAUAAAGCUCGUAGACUCCAAGGAAACGGUAAUGUACAUCGAAGAACUUGAAGUCCUCCCUGCGACGAAGGAUCUAAUGAACUACAUGCAGAACGCUGGACUCGACAUCUAUUUAUUAGUAAACAAACUGAACGCGGCACUUGGAAUUGAACCUAUCACUCCUUUUGCUUUCCACAAGAUCACAGGUGGACUUGAUGGUUUAGCGAUAGACCUCGAGGCUACAGUUCCAAUUAAACAGAUGGAGGAUUUGUUGGAUAGCAAAAUGGUGAAAUCCCCAGUAUUUGCCGCUUUCGUUAAGGAGGUAGGCUCUCCUAAAUACUUCGACUUGUAUGACAACGUUUAUACGAACCAACACGUGGUAAACAUUGCGGAACAGGCCAAAGAGGCUGGCAUUGAUAGUGCUAGAUUAGGAAUGGACUACGUGAUCUGGAUUCUCUUCAGACAACUUCUGAAACUACACUUGUAA
Messenger RNA from Hylaeus volcanicus, 697 nucleotides. Its product is annotated as protein G12-like. The transcript has a single exon. Bases 32 to 697 code for a protein of 221 amino acids. The record is from RefSeq and is a predicted model, not a curated record. NCBI's taxonomy places the organism in Eukaryota, Metazoa, Arthropoda, Insecta, Hymenoptera, Colletidae.